AUGGCACAUGCCCUGUCCAAGUCAGACAAAAUGGGAAAGUCAAGAUUGUUUCGCAUCUUUUUAAUCCUUGGAUCUGUCUUCAUGAUCCUGCUGAUUAUCAUAUAUUGGGAUGACGUGGGAGCGACCCAUUUUUAUUUGCACACCACUAUAUCUGGGCCUCAUUCUUCACGUGUCCCUCCCCAGGGACACCAGAAUCCAAAACAAAAAGCAGAGGAAGACAAAGAGAGUUCUUUCUUGUCAGACAUCGAUGCAUUUGUCAACCAGUUUUUGGAAGGUACAGCAGACCCAACCGAGCAGGUUAGAGAAGACAACGCACCCGCGGGGUCUCACAACGACUCUAUGGAGUCGAAGGCUGAUGAAAAGUUUGUGCCAAAACGGGAGUGGAAGAUUCACUUGACCCCAAUCUCCACGGAGAUGAAGCGGAGGCAGGAGACCAGAAAACGGUUGGUUCACGACCUUUGCCAUAGCAACAGCAGCUUGGAUUUUCCUGGGAAGAACAGGACAUUUGACGAUAUUCCCAACAAAGAGUUGGAUCAUCUCAUCGUUGACGACCGGCAUGGGAUUAUUUACUGUUACGUUCCCAAAGUGGCGUGCACGAACUGGAAGCGCAUCAUGAUCGUGCUGAGUGAGAGCCUGUUGGUGGAUGGAGUGCCAUACCAGGAUCCUUUGGACGUCCCUACAGAACUCAUUCACAACAGUAGCCUGCACUUCACCUUCAACAAGUUUUGGAAGCGCUAUGGAAAGUUCUCUCGCCACCUGAUGAAGAUCAAGCUGAAGAAAUACACGAAGUUUCUGUUUGUUAGGGAUCCUUUCGUCAGAUUGAUCUCUGCUUAUCGUAACAAAUUCGAGCAGGAAAACGAGGAUUUCUAUAAAAGAUUUGCCGUCAUCAUGCUUAGAAAAUAUGGCAAUUACACCAAUCCACCUGCCUCAGUGGUGGAUGCUUUUGCUGCUGGGAUUCGCCCGUCUUUCUCAAACUUCAUCCAAUAUUUGUUAGAUCCUGAAACUGAAAAAGGAAUGCCCUUCAAUGAGCACUGGAGGCAAAUGUAUCGUUUAUGUCACCCAUGCCAGAUUAAUUAUGACUUUGUUGGAAAAUUGGAGACGUUGGACGAGGAUGCCGAGCACUUAUUGCGAGUUCUCCGCGUUGACAACGUGGUCCAGUUCCCAGCGAGCCACCGUAACCGAACAGUAAGCAGCUGGGAGCAGGACUGGUUCGCCAACAUCCCGUAUGAAUUGAGAAGAGAGCUAUACAAGCUCUAUGAAGCAGACUUCAAACUGUUUGGAUACUCCAAACCUGAGAAGCUUUUACAUGAGUAA
Messenger RNA from Chanos chanos (milkfish), 1314 nucleotides. RefSeq names its product carbohydrate (chondroitin 4) sulfotransferase 12a (gene chst12a). The record is from RefSeq and is a predicted model, not a curated record. Gene Ontology annotation, cellular component: membrane. Gene Ontology annotation, biological process: proteoglycan biosynthetic process; carbohydrate biosynthetic process. NCBI's taxonomy places the organism in Eukaryota, Metazoa, Chordata, Actinopteri, Gonorynchiformes, Chanidae. The transcript has a single exon. Gene Ontology annotation, molecular function: sulfotransferase activity. The coding region runs from base 1 to 1314 and encodes 437 amino acids.